UCCUCCGUUGUCAGCCAGGCACUUGGCUGCUUUUCUCCUGAGGCUCUGGGAGCUGAGGCUGAAGCCUCAGCUGGCGGUGGGAGCAGCCGGGUGGGCUGCAGGGAGACACGGCGAGUGGACGUUGAGCCGGAGCACUAACGUCACCGAGCAGGAUCUGAAAGAAGCCAAAGUUCGGAGCCAGCGGAUCGCGGCCCAGCUGACCACCCCGCCCAGCGCCAGCUCCCGCGGGGUCCAGCUCUUCCACAGGCGCAGGCAAAGGGCGAACGAGUUCACCUUGGAAAGCCGAGGCCAGGGCCGCCGGAAGCCCGGCCAGGAGCCCCUCGGGGUGCGCUGCGCCAGCCCCACGGGCAAUGCCCAGGGGCUGGACCUGAGUCCCACCUCCCCCCAGGAGCAAGGCCCCGGCCCCCAGAGCCUCCCCCGCGGGCGUCCGGGCCGCAGCAUGGAGGGGUACACCGCCGCCGAGGAGGACAGUCUACUGCGGCAUCUGGAGAAGGUAGCCAGUGAGGAGGAAGAGGUGCCGCUGGUGGUUUACUUAAAGGAAAAUGCAGCCCUGCUGACAGCUAACGGGCUCCACCUGUCCCAGAGCCGCGAGGCCCAGCCGGCGCCGCCCAGCCCUCCGCCUGCCCACGACGCGCACGAUCCUCCUCCGGAUGGAGCUGUGGAUCUCAACCAGAAUCUUCCCGCACCCGACGCCCCGCUCACCACCCCGGCCUCCAAUUGCGCAGCUGCCGAGGACGCCAAUCAGAACCCCCCGGCCGAGGCCGCCCCGCAGGGCCGGCCGCAGAGCUCUCCCGAGGCCCAGCGCCCGCAGAACGGCACAGCGCCCGACGCCAGCCCCAGCGCCCUCCGCUCGGACGGGCAGCCCCAGGCCCCGACGGAGGUGAGGGCCAGCGUGCUCCUUGUCGAUAAGGUGUCCACUCCACCCGCGGCCGCCAACACCUGUUCCCGAGGAGCCUCCGCCAUCCCCAGCUCCGGGCCCGCCGUCCCAGACUUCAUGUCCAGCUCGCUGCUCGUCGAUGUCCAUCCGUCAGCAGAACCGGAGCUGUCGGGGCGGCCGGCGGCCACCACCCCCACCAAGGUGUCCAGCGAGGUCCACCUCACCCUCGCCAGGCCCCAGCCCGUGGUGAACAGGACGGCCAGGCCUUUUGGCAUCCAGGCCUCCGGGGGCAGCGGCCAGAUGGAGCGGAGCCCCAUGGUGGAGAGGCGACGCCUUGGGGAGAAGACCCCGGCCCCCCAGGCCUCCAGCGUGGCAGACCGGAGUCCCCGGCCGCAGAGACACGCCAUGUCCCACAGCCCCAUGGUGGAGAGGAGGCUGGUCGGGCAGCGGAGCCCGGUCCUGGAGCGGGGGCCCCUGGGGAGCUUCGCCCCACCUCCCACCUACGCCGAGACCUUGUCGGCUGCCCCCCUGGCUUCCCGGGUUAGGUCUCCCCCCUCUUACUCUGCCCUGUACCCCAGUUCUGACCCCAGGCCCUCUCGUCCGAAGGGCCAGGCAGUGCCCUCCAGCAAGACGGGCAUCUUGGAGGAGUCCAUGGCGCGCAGGGGUAGCCGGAAGUCCAUGUUUACCUUUGUGGAGAAGCCCAAGGUGACCCCGAACCCCGACCUGCUGGACCUGGUGCAGACGGCGGAUGAGAAGCGGAGGCAGAGGGACCAGGGCGAGGCGGGCACCGAGGAGGAGCCCUUUGCCCUGGGGGCCGAGGCCUCCAACUUCCAGCAGGAGGCCGCGCGGGACAGGGCCAGCCCCGCCGCUGAGGACGCGGUCCCCGAGUGGGCCUCCUGCCUGAAGUCACCCCGCAUCCAGGCCAAGCCGAAGCCCAAACCCACCCAGAGCCUGCCCGAGGCCUCGGGGAGGGGCGCCGAGCUGUACGCGCGCCGCCAGUCGCGCAUGGAGAAGUACGUCAUCGAGUCUUCGGGCCCCGCGGAGCUGGCCCGCUGCCCGUCGCCCACCAUGUCCCUGCCCUCCUCCUGGAAGUACGCCAGCAGCGCGCCCGGGGCCUUCCGCGUGGCGUCCCUGAGCCCCGCGCGCACCCCGCCGGCCUCCCUCUACCACGGCUACCUGCCCGAGAACGGCGUGCUGCGCCCUGAGCCCGCCAGGCAGCCCUGCCACGCGCGGCCUUCGCUCUUCGCCCUCUCCCCCGUCAAGGAGCCCGCCAAGACCUUGGUCUCGCCCCGCUCGGCCUCCACCCGAGCGGCCUCGUCUCGCGCCGCCUCCCCUGCCAAGCCCAGUUCCCUGGACCUGGUGCCCAGCCUGCCCCGAGCAGGCCUUCCGCCUUCGCCCGCCCUGGCCCGGCCCUCGCGCUGCGCGCCGGGCCUCUACGCCUCCCCGGGCCAGGAUGGCCUCCAGCCCUCGGCCGUGAGCCCCACCUACGGCAGUGACGUCUCCCCCGUGUCUCCCUCCAGGGCGUGGUCUCCUAGAGCCAAGCAGGCCCCCCGGCCCUCCUUCUCCACCCGGAACGCGGGGAUCGAAGCUCAGGACCGCCCAGAGAGCCGGCCCGCCUCCCCGCCCUGGACGCCGGGCGCGUCCCGGCCCCCUAGCAGCCUGGACGGCUGGGUGAGCCCGGGGCCGUGGGAGCCGGGCCGCGGGAGCAGCGUGAGCAGCCCGCCGCCGCCGCCGCCGCCGCCCAUGUCCCCCUCGUGGAGCGAGCGCUCCGUGUCUCCGCCGCGCCCCGAGGCCGACACGCGCGCCCCCAGCCGUCAGCUCCAGGCGCUCCUGGCGCGGAACAUCAUCAACGCGGCCCGGCGCAAGAGCGCCUCUCCGCGGCCAGCGGGCGCUGAGAGCCUGCGGCCCUUCUCCCCGCCGCGCAUGCGCUCGCCGCCGCCGCCGCCGCCGCCGCCGCCACCGCGCUUGCGCUCCCCGCUGCCCGCCGGCCCGCGCCCCGGGCCCGCCCGCGGCGGCGCCGCCUUCGCCGCCAGCCUCCCGGGGCCGCCGCUCUCCGGGCCCGCGCCGCCCAGGCCCUUCCCCUACCGCCGCUCGCCCACAGGCUCCGACGUGUCUCUCGACUCCGAGGACUCCGGGCUGAAGUCGCCCGGCAUCCUCGGGUACAACAUCUGUCCCCGCGGGUGGAACGGCAGCCUGCGGCUCAAGCGCGGGAGCCUCCCCACCGCGGCCUCCUGCACCACCUAAGCCCCGCGCCACCCCCUCCUCCCCCGGGGAAGCCGCGCGGGACCUGACUCCGAGGCCCCAGGGCUCCGGCCGCAUCCGGAGCCCCAGAGAUGCGCCCGGGCUCGAGGUCUGGUCCUGGCUCUGUCGCGCCGGUUGAGGCCCGGCAGGACCCGCGUCGGGCUAGGGCCAGGCCCUCCUCGUCCUCAGCUGGGCGUGUGGCUUUGGCCCAGGCCGCCUCCGCAUUUCCCCGCGUCACUACGCACAAGUGCCUGGAGGAGGCUGCCGGGCACGCGGCCCCUUCUCCCCUCGGGCCCUGCCCUCUCCAGCCUGGCACGGGAAGGGUGUGUUUAGAAGAGCCUAGGCCAGACCUCAUGCUCGCGCCAUGGCUUGACUAAGGCUUUCUGGCACCAGCCCCAGGCAGGAACAGCUGUUUUCCAUCCCUUCUCAGUAAGCUCUAUUUUUACCAGAUGACCUUUACAGAGAUCUCCCAGGCCGGUUCAAGGUGCCCGGCUGGCCCCUCCACUCCCCGUGCCAUGCCAUGCUGCUUUCUCCACCCCAACUCGGUGCCCAGGGCAUCUUCACAGCCAGGGAGGAACACUGGAGGGGGAUGAGUUUCCCAGGCCUUAACCUUGGGCCUCUGGCUCUUCUGUCUCUCUGAGCCUGUCCUUGGUAGGUUCUGGAAUAACAGCUGAGCUGCGGGGGGGAAAGGGGAUGGGGAGAAGAAGUAGAGCUACCCAGUGGCCUUACCUGAUUGUCCCCACUUUGAGCUGGCCUGUUCGGAAAGAGGGAAGCAAAAGAGUUCUUUGUUACAGAAAAUGAAACCCAGGGCCAGGAUGCAUGGAGAUUCUGGCAGGGUUUGGCUCUGAUGGUCUUUAAGACCAUCUGAGGGCUCUUCUGGUCCUGAAAUGCAUUCCAUAGUAUUAGGAAGUGGGUAGGGUGUGGGUGGAGGAGGAGGAUGGGGCUUGAAUUCUAGGCAGAUAAGCUUGGGUGGGUGGGUGAGGGGUUAG
Molecule: messenger RNA, 4107 nt
Organism: Dipodomys spectabilis (banner-tailed kangaroo rat)
Lineage: Eukaryota; Metazoa; Chordata; Mammalia; Rodentia; Heteromyidae
Gene: Synpo
Product: synaptopodin
Exons: 3
Coding region: 440-3121 (893 amino acids)
Biological process (GO): spine apparatus assembly; positive regulation of actin filament bundle assembly; modification of dendritic spine
Cellular component (GO): actin cytoskeleton; Z disc; stress fiber
Molecular function (GO): actin binding
Source: RefSeq, a predicted model, not a curated record